AUGGGAAAUCGACAACCUCGUUAUCCAUCCGGCGGUCUUGCCGGUUACGGUGAACCAUAUGAUCCAAACUAUGGAAUGGGCACUUAUGGAGGCGCUUAUGAUCCGUAUCCUAGUUAUGGUGGUUAUCCCACUGGUAGAUAUUCAUCACCAUACAUGACAACAACAGCUCCUUUUCCUAGAGGUCACAUGGGACAGAUGCCCGGAGUAGGUCUUCCUUAUGGUGGUGGUCUUCCUCUCGGUGGUGGUCUUCCUUUCGGCGGUGGUCUUCCUCCUAAAGUUCGUGUAAUUUUUAUUCCUCAAGGUGGAGUUUCUGCCCCUCCACCAAUGCCAAUGCCAAUGCCAAUUUGUGCACCAAUGCCUGCACCAAUGCCUAUGCCAAUGCCAAUGCCAAUGCCAAUGCCAAUGCCAAUGCCAAUGCCAAUGCCAAUGCCUAUGCCAAUGCCAAUGGCUCCACCAAUGUGUGCACCAAUGCCUGCACCAAUGCCUAUGCCAAUGCCUAUGCCAAUGCCAAUGGCUCCACCAAUGUGUGCACCAAUGCCUGCACCAAUGCCUAUGCCAAUGCCAAUGCCAAUGGCUCCACCAAUGCCUAUGCCAAUGCCAAUGGCUCCACCAAUGCCUAUGCCAAUGCCAAUGCCUGCACCAAUGCCAAUGGCUCCACCAAUGUGUGCACCUAUGCCAAUGGGUGGCUUUGGUGGCGGUCUUGCCAACUACGGUGGUGGUGCUUCAUUUGGUGGUGGUAUGCCAUUUGGCGGUGGUGCUUCAUUUGGUGGUGGUAUGCCAUUUGGUGGUGGUGCCUCAUUUGGUGGUGGCAUGCCAUUUGGCGGUGGUGCUUCAUUUGGUGGUGGUAUGCCAUUUGGUGGUGGUGCCUCAUUUGGUGGUGGCAUGCCAUUUGGCGGUGGUGCUUCAUUUGGGGGUGGUCUUCCUGCUGGUGGGUUUAGCGGUGCCUUGGCUGGUGGAUUUGCUGGUAUGCCAUCAUUUGGUGCCGGAUUCGGUGGAUCAUCAUUUGGAGGUGGACUCCCAGCUAACUGUCCAAUUACUGGCGCUCCCAUGGGUAUGAUGCGCUCAUUACAAGCAGUUGGUGCACCAAUGAUGCAACCUUACCAACAAUUACAAGCAGCACCCAUACCACAAGCAAUGCCUCAACCAGUACCUCAACCCGUUCCUGUUCCUGUUCCAGUUCCAGUUCCAGUUCCAGUUCCAGUUCCUCAGCCAUAUCCUGUGCCUGUGCCUGUUCCUCAACCAGUACCUGUUCCUCAACCAUUUCCUGUUCCUGUUCCUGUACCCCAACCAGUUCCUGUACAACAGCCAAUGCCUCAACAACAAUUUUUUUCACCUUCACCACCAGUGUUUCAAUCUGGUACCAGUCUUGCUCCUUACGAACAACAUUUACACGUUCCACAAAUGCCGGCUCAAUUUCCACAGCCACAAAUGCCGGUUCAAUUUCCACAGCCACAACAAAUCGGUGGAUUUCAACAAGCUCAGUUUCCCACACCAGGUGCUGGUGGUCGCAUGAUUUGCUGUUGCUUUCCAGCUCCACAAUAA
Messenger RNA from Rotaria sp. Silwood2, 1542 nucleotides. Lineage: Eukaryota; Metazoa; Rotifera; Eurotatoria; Philodinida; Philodinidae. The record is from the annotation of a GenBank genome assembly.